This is a messenger RNA of Pneumocystis jirovecii RU7, 252 nucleotides long. RefSeq lists its product as uncharacterized. NCBI's taxonomy places the organism in Eukaryota, Fungi, Ascomycota, Pneumocystomycetes, Pneumocystales, Pneumocystaceae. Bases 1 to 252 code for a protein of 83 amino acids. The transcript is spliced from 8 exons. The record is from RefSeq and is a predicted model, not a curated record.
AUGUUUAUAAGUUUAAAGAUUGUUUUUUCAGUUCAUCUAUUAAUUUCACAAUCUCGGAAUUUUAUUGAGUUUAAUCUUGGAAUCUUAUUUUUAAUAAUGUUAUUUCUCUGUUAUAAUAAACAUUCUGUUGAAAUUUAUACAACUGAUUCUAAUUUAUAUUCUAGCUUUAAAAAGGAACAUAAUGCUCUUUCUUUGUUAAUUUUGAAUAAUUUUAGUUUUUUAUAUCAUUUUGCUAAGUUGAAAAAUAAUUAA